CUGUAGCUACCUUAGCUUACGUUGAUUGUGGAUUAUCCACCUUUUCCACAAUCUAAACAAACUCAUCUGUGAGUCUCUGCAUAUUUGGCCAGAUUAUUAAUUGCAAUGCUGGCAUUCUAGGAUUGGCAUUUAGAGUGGAGAAGAGCACCUUUGUUUAUUGGCCAGGUGGAGGGAAGAGUUUCUAUAAAAGGGAAGGUAUCCGGGGCUUUGUACAAGUGUGUUUGUGUAAGCAAAAGGCCAAGCCAGGAAGUUGGUGAAACCAGCGAGCUUUGCAAUUUUGCUUUCACCGAACAGAGCAGCGUGUAUAAGGGAAAAUAUUUAAGUAACUAUUAUUCAAACAUAAGCAUGGGAGACGAGCAAGAUUUGCAAAGACCAGUGAGCUUUUGGAAGAUGCCUGUUGGUGUUUUCUUCAGGGAUGCAAGGAGUGUUUUCAAAUGGGAUGUGCUUGGUAAGGAGAUACUUCAGAUUGCAGUCCCUGCUGCUCUGGCUGUAGCUGCUGAUCCUGUCGCUUCCUUAAUCGACACAGCAUUCAUUGGUCAUAUAGGUCCAGUGGAACUUGCAGCAGCAGGAGUAUCUAUUGCCUUGUUCAAUCAAGCUUCAAGGAUUACUAUAUUCCCACUUGUCAGUAUCACCACCUCCUUUGUGGCGGAAGAAGAUACUGUAUCAAAAAUGAAAAUAAAAUCAGGAAAAGGCCAGAAAUUGGAAAAUGGUUCAGGCAUGCUUGAUGACAUGGAAAAAGGGAUCGCUAAACCAAAACCUGAGAUGAAAGAACCUGCCCUAGAUGACGAAAAUGGUGAAGCCACAGAAAUGGGUAGGCAUCUGGGAAAUGUUGAAGACAAGGAAAAUGGUGAGAACUCAGACAAGGGACUAGAUGAAGGCAGUGAAGUAAAGAAUUCCAUACCGGAAAAUGCUGUGGUGGAAAAUGGAGAAAAAGGUGUUCCUAAAAACAGUGAUCCAGAAGAAAAUGGUUCCAAGACAGGUAUUGUAAACGGUCCAUCUGUUGUUGUGAGCAAAAAUAAGAAGGCAAAGAUGAAGAACAAAAAGCGUACUAUUGCUUCCGCAUCGACAGCACUCAUCUUCGGUGCAAUACUUGGCCUGCUGCAAGCUAUAUUUCUCAUGUUAGGAUCCAAAGUUCUUCUUGGUGUGAUGGGUGUGAAACAUGACUCCCCCAUGCUAAAACCAGCAAUGAAGUACUUGACAGUAAGGUCGAUCGGUGCACCUGCUGUUCUUCUUACAUUGGCCAUGCAAGGAAUCUUCCGAGGGUUUAAGGAUACUAAAACUCCUUUAUAUGUCAUUGUUGCGGGAUAUGCAAUUAACAUUGCCUUGGAUCCACUUCUCAUCUUCGUAUGCGGUUUCGGCAUCAGAGGUGCAGCUAUUGCACACGUUCUUUCUCAGUACUUGAUGGCAGUGGUCCUCUUCUUAAUCUUAAUGAGAAAAGUUAAUCUCAUGCCACCAAGUAUUAAAGACUUGCAGUUCGGAAAGUUUCUUAAGAAUGGUUCUCUAUUGUUGGCUAGGGUGGUUGCUGUGACAUUCUGUGUCACCUUAGCUGCAUCUUUGGCAGCACGGCUGGGUCCAACUCCCAUGGCUGCAUUCCAGACAUGCUUACAAGUCUGGUUGACAUCAUCCCUUCUUGCUGAUGGGCUAGCUGUUGCAGGACAGGCUAUUCUAGCAUGUGCAUUUGCAGAGAAAGACUACAAAAAGGCUACAGCUACCGCAACUCGAGUAUUACAGAUGGGAUUUAUCCUUGGUGUGGGACUCGCUCUUGUUGUUGGAGUUGGUUUGUACUUUGGAGCUGGAAUCUUCUCAAGAGAUGUCAAUGUUUUGCACCUUAUAAAAAUUGGCCUCCCUUUUGUUGCAGCAACACAACCAAUCAAUUCCCUCUCUUUUGUGUUUGAUGGUGUCAACUUUGGAGCAUCUGACUUUGCAUACUCUGCAUAUUCCUUGGUUCUGGUGGCCAUAGCAAGCAUUGUUUCAUUGUUCCUUCUCUCUAAAUCCGAUGGUUUUGUUGGAAUUUGGAUUGCUUUGACCAUCUAUAUGGGGUUGCGUGCAUUCGCUGGCGUAUGGAGGAUGGGAACUGGAACCGGACCUUGGCGCUUUCUCAAGGGUCGUUCAUCACCACAGCCUUCAUAAGUCUAGUAAAAUAGGAAUACUUAAAAGACUCUGUAUGGCCAUGAUUGUUUCCUUUGCUUUAUCAUAAUCUUCCGGUUAGCGGUAUGUAUCAUAAUUUUCCAUCUGCAAUAUUCCCCAUUUUGUAUCAUAAGUCUAAAUGUUUUGUUGUUGUACUAUAAUUUCACACCACCAUUGUAUUUGAUAACUCUUCUAGAGGAUAUGUUACGUGGAGAUGGUUUGAAACAUGAAA
Messenger RNA from Rosa chinensis, 2359 nucleotides. RefSeq names its product protein DETOXIFICATION 43. Gene Ontology annotation, molecular function: xenobiotic transmembrane transporter activity; antiporter activity; citrate transmembrane transporter activity. Bases 346 to 2130 code for a protein of 594 amino acids. The record is from RefSeq and is a predicted model, not a curated record. NCBI's taxonomy places the organism in Eukaryota, Viridiplantae, Streptophyta, Magnoliopsida, Rosales, Rosaceae. Gene Ontology annotation, cellular component: membrane. Gene Ontology annotation, biological process: transmembrane transport. The transcript is spliced from 14 exons.